Messenger RNA from Exaiptasia diaphana, 2378 nucleotides. Its product is annotated as potassium voltage-gated channel subfamily A member 10. Bases 355 to 1605 code for a protein of 416 amino acids. Gene Ontology annotation, biological process: potassium ion transmembrane transport; protein homooligomerization. Gene Ontology annotation, molecular function: delayed rectifier potassium channel activity; protein binding. Lineage: Eukaryota; Metazoa; Cnidaria; Anthozoa; Actiniaria; Aiptasiidae. The record is from RefSeq and is a predicted model, not a curated record. Gene Ontology annotation, cellular component: voltage-gated potassium channel complex; membrane. The transcript has a single exon.
GAACCUGAAAAAAUAAGGAUUCAAAAGGAAAAAAGUUGUGGCUCAAAAGACAAGAGUACCCGUAUGUCAAAAUUAUGUUUCAUGUCAGAGUAAAGCACUUGGACGGCAAUGAAAUUUUAAUGACUUUGAGACUUAUUCGUACCGGCUAAUCGAAGCAGGUUCAUUUGUUUUGAAUUCAACUGGCGAACGCCGGUAGUAUAAGAGCAGCGACAGAGAGAUUUGAAACGAUUCGCCCGACCCAAGUCAUUUUACCUUCAACUUAUCCAGGAUGUUUAUACAGAAUUGACAGGUCGAUAACAAACGCAAAUGAACCACGGACAGCGAUAUGCAACUUGAAAAGAAGAUAUAAGAAGAAUGAAUUUAAAACGCGAACCUGUAUUUCCAGUGAUUUUUGACGAUCGUAUAGUAAUCAACGUGAGUGGACAGAUUUUCGAAACUCGUGAAGAAACACUUGCACGUUUUCCAAACUCUCUACUGGGAAGCCAUGGUAAGCGACAUAACUACUACAUUCCAGAAUUCAACGAAUACUUCUUCAAUCGAAACCGUACUGCAUUUGAAGCAAUUCUUUAUUAUUAUCAAUCUCAUGGGAAACUAAGAAGACCUAACGAAGUCCCUAUCAAAGUAUUUAAGCAAGAAAUUGAAUUUUUUGAACUUGGGGACGAUAUACUGCAUGCUAUGUUAGUAAGUGAGGGUUAUAUCGAGGAAACCAGACCUGUAUUUCCGACCAAUACGCUUCAGAGGAAAAUGUGGGAGCUUUUUGAGCAUCCUGAUUCGUCACCAUUUGCAAGUACGAUCGUGGUUUUUUCGAUUCUGAUGAUAAUAGCGGCUGUGUUGACUUCUAUCGCCGAGUCGAGCGUUAAACACGACUAUUUAGUUCAAUCAACAUUACUAAAUACCAGUACAAAAACAUCGCGUUCUGUCAAUGAUCCUUGGUUUGUAUUGGAAAUCAUAUUUAAUACAUGGUUUAGCUUUGAGUUCGCGGUACGCUUUGUCGCCUCUCCACGAAAGUGGCAAUUUUUGACAAGCAUUCUCAAUGUUGUGGAUCUAAUCGCCAUUUUACCUUUUUACAUAACCCUUGCUCUUGAUAGUUCCAAAAACAAUUCAGUUACUGUACUAAGGGUACUGAGAAUCAUACGUGUUUUUCGUAUGUUUAAACUUUCUCGCUAUUCAAGAAGUCUUCAAGUUAUUGGAUAUUGUGUAAAAGAGAGUAUUCGGGAACUAGGACUUCUGAUUCUUUGUCUGUUUUUAACUGUCGUUGUAACAUCGAGUUUGCUGUACUACGCAGAACUUGGACAUGCGAGGACAUACUUUACAAGCGUUCCGGAAACAUUUUGGUUCUCACUACAAACAAUUACUACAAUUGGGUAUGGAGAUAUGGUGCCCUUAACGCCUCUCGGAAAACUUCUAUCGGCCGUGUGCGCCAUUUUUGGCGCCAUUACACUAGCCUUGCCCGUACUAACUUUUGUCUCGAAUUUUAAUAAACUGUACUAUAGAAAUAUGGAAGAAAGCAUUAGCUUUCAAAAGCCUAGUGACGAAAAACGCCCAAGUUUAGAAACCGAAUCAGUGGUUAUUUCCAACUUUGAAACUUCAAAAUCAAAUAAUUGAGGCCUUGGCACUGAUCAUUAAUAUUUAUAUAUCGAAGUGCAAAUAUUAAAAAUGGCUUUUUGCUUGUGUUAUUUUGAUGAAAUUAUGACGAGAGUCCAUAUUGUUGAUAUAACAGUGAAUUUUAAAUGGAAAAACAAAGUAGGUGAGCACCACAAGGAGCCAUUCAAAUAAACGAAAAUAAAUCAAAUUAGCAUGACCUAACAUGGCACUUGAACUUAACACGCACCCUGCUAAAAGUACCAAUUAUCAGCUAAAUCGCUUAAAAAUAAGACAAAUUUCUUAUCUUAUACCUUAGAUUUUAGUUUAUAUAGCGUUUAUUCGCCAGCCUGUAGAUUUUAACGGGAAAAUAAGUUGCCAGACUGUGGUAUAUUCUAAAAUAAGCGAAAAAGAUAGAGUUGGAUCAAAACCUGYAUACGAAACAAUAACAACGGGGUUUAUUACAGAAGCAUAGCAGGUGAGUUAAGACUCGGUUCAUACAUGUAUUAAUAACAGUUAGUAUGCAUCAGUAACGUAGUUAUAUUUUCGGAAAACCGCGGCUUUACACCUCUCGGAAAGGGUUUUUUAUUUUUUAUUUUUUGCCUUACUUCCUUUUUGUGUCAGGACAUUGAUAAAGGGGGGAUUAAGGGGGAAAAGGUGAUCACUUACAUCAUAUUUACAUCAAAUURACAACCUUUGGAAGUGCGCGAUUUUUUCCAGUGAUGACAUUGACUGCACGCUGGAUUGUAUGGAUUGUACUGUAGCUACUAGUAUAUCAAUAUAACGCAAAACAUUCU